CCCAAGUCACAGAGCAAAAUGAAGGCCCUAUACCAGACUGCUGGUCGGACUCUCAUCACUCUGGGGAGUCUCAGCAUCUUCUCUGGAGUUAUUGCUUUUUUCCCUGUCUUUUCUUACAAGCUCUGGUUCACUGGAUGGAGUGUCCAUAUUGCUUGUCCCAUCUGGAAUGGAGCUUUGGCUAUCACAGCUGGAGUGCUUGUACUGUUGGCUUACAAAGAGUGGACCCAGAGAUACCUGUGGGAAGCUAGCUUCACCUUUGUGAUUCUGAGCAUUAUGGGAUGUCCACUUCAUUUUGCAAUAGCCUUGGAAUCUGCUCUCCUUGGCCCAUAUUGCUUCUACUCAUUUUCAGGGAUCGCAGGGACCAAUUAUCUUGGUUACGCCAUUGCCUUUCCUUUUCCGUAUGCAAAAUUCCCAUCGGUUUGCGUGGACCCCCUUCACUAUGAAGAGUACCACCUGACGCUUCAAGCCCUUGAUCUGUGUCUGAGCUUUGCUCUGCUCUGUGCAUCUCUGAUGGUGUUCAUCAAACUUUCUGCAAGACUAAUCCAGCAUGGACACAUAAAUGUGUCCUGCAAACAUAUACAGUACUCAAGAUGUUCAUGAGAAAACCGAUCAUCUGUUCCUCAACAACUGCUCCUCUUCCUGCAUCUCUAGCUCAGUUCCCAGCAUUCAUGACCAGUCAGAGACCUGGAGUCAUCCUAGACUCCCCACACCUUCCUCAGUCACCAAAUCUGACAAUUGCAACUCUGAAGGACCACUCGACAGUGUCCACCUCCCUCUGUACUGACUGUGAUGGCUCUGGCUCUGCCCUCCUUGCUUUACUCAGACUUCUUUGUCACCAGUCUUGUCUGUCAAGAAGCGUUCUUCACAAAGGAAGGAAGGAAGAAAGGAAAGGAAUGGAAGGAAGGAAGGAAAUCCCAAGAGUAAAGCUUUUGCAAAAGCCAAAGAAGAAGUGUCCUCCAAAUAGGUUCUAGAAUGAGCUCUCUCAAGUUCAAAUCGGCCCUUAUUACUCCCUGACUAAAUCCCUUUUGGACUUCACACUCAGGAUGCAGCCGAACCUCCUUCCAGUGACAUUCAGAUGUAUCCAGCUCCUCUCCUAGACUGUGAGUUCCUCCAAAGCAGGGACUGUCUAUGUUACUUCCUCUAUGUGACCUUUUUCCU
This is a messenger RNA of Sciurus carolinensis (gray squirrel), 1158 nucleotides long. It is a transcript of the gene Tmem212, whose product is annotated as transmembrane protein 212. The record is from RefSeq and is a predicted model, not a curated record. Lineage: Eukaryota; Metazoa; Chordata; Mammalia; Rodentia; Sciuridae. The transcript is spliced from 4 exons. Bases 19 to 600 code for a protein of 193 amino acids.